Messenger RNA from Ascochyta rabiei, 3252 nucleotides. RefSeq names its product Xenotropic and polytropic retrovirus receptor 1. Gene Ontology annotation, cellular component: Golgi apparatus; plasma membrane; cytoplasm. Lineage: Eukaryota; Fungi; Ascomycota; Dothideomycetes; Pleosporales; Didymellaceae. Gene Ontology annotation, biological process: phosphate ion transport; cellular response to phosphate starvation. The transcript is spliced from 7 exons. Gene Ontology annotation, molecular function: inositol hexakisphosphate binding. Bases 1 to 3252 code for a protein of 1083 amino acids. The record is from RefSeq and is a predicted model, not a curated record.
AUGAAGUUCGCAAAAGAGCUGGAGCGCGACCUCGUGCCUGAAUGGCGGCUGAAGUAUCUCGACUACAAGCUCGGGAAGAAGAAACUCAAGGCCAUCGACCGCGCGCUGCGAAACGUGAGCCAGACGCCGCGACUGCGCCGCCGCGGCACCAACCACCUGCCCGGCCCCGCAGAGGUCGCCCCCAAAUACUCGUUUCUCAAUCGCGACCACUUGGGCCGAGAAGCGAACGACCCUGCCGACGUGCCCGACCCCGUCAACAACAGCCAGCCCACGCUCCAUCUCACGCGCACGCCAGAAGAAGCGCCCUUGGCACAGGGCGAGAAUGGACGCAGCGGCUUCGGCACGAGCUAUGGCAGCAUAGUCGGCAGUCUGCCCAACGGGACCGAGGCCGGCUCCGAGCGAGGACGGCCGCCGCCUUCUUUGCAACUGCCCGGUGCUGCAUUGGAUCCUGAGGAUGCAUCGCCCAGCAUGGGCCCUGCCGCAGCCUCUCUUCGCAAGCACAAGGCCGUCAAACUGCCCUCCCCCACCAACGGCAGCGCCUUCGAGGUCGGCAAGACGAGGACCCCCCACAGAAAGCACGCCUCGCUCCCAGCACGCUACAAGAGCAUCUUCAGUCCAAAGCGCAUGAACUCGAUGCCAGGUCCUGGCUCAGGCGUGGAGCCCCACCCCAGGCCCUUCAUCAAGCGCGUCAUGUCCAUGGGCGCCCCAGACCCAGAACCCAGCCCUGGCGACGUCCCGCUCGAGGCCUACCGCGAGCUCGAUUUCCGCCAGGCAGACUUCUUCCAGUUCUUGGACCAGGAGUUGGAGAAAGUCGAGCGCUUCUACAAGGAGAAAGAGGACGAGUCCACCAACCGCCUGAGCGUACUGCGCGACCAGCUGCACAUCAUGAGGGACCGGCGCCUGGACGAGCUGAUCCAGCGCCAAACCGCAAAGCUGAAGCACAAGGCGACCAAGCACCGCAGCAUACCAGGUGUGCAGGCAAAAGGCCACGCAUACAGCUCCAACGAUGAGAGCGCCCAAGAGUACAAGCUAAAAGGACACCAAAUGAGCAAGUCUUGGCUCAAUCCCAUAGAUGCCGCGCUCGAGGCGGUCAGCGCUGGAAAGUACGGCACCAGUACUCAGGCCAUGACGGCGCUCGCCACGCCGUCCGUCCUCAAGCCCAUGCCCGUGCUGAGCAACGACGACCGUCGUGACUUUGUCCGUCGGCCAGACCUUCCAGACGUUCCCUACCAGUCGGCGAAGCGAAAGCUCAAGGUGGCACUCCAGGAAUACUACCGCGCUCUGGAGCUGCUCAAGUCGUACGCCCUCCUGAACCGCACUGCAUUCCGCAAAAUCAACAAAAAGUACGACAAGACCGUGCAUGCGAGGCCGUCCAUGCGCUACAUGAACGACAAGGUCAACAAGGCCUGGUUCGUCAACAGCGAUGUCAUCGAAGGACACAUUCGAUCAGUAGAAGACCUCUAUGCGAGGUACUUUGAGCGAGGCAACCACAAGGUGGCCGUAGGCAAGCUGCGUAUCAAGAUUGCACGGGCGGGUGACUACACAGACAACACGUUCCGGAAUGGGCUGCUGUUGUCUGCUGGUACCAGCCUGAGUAUCCAAGGGCUCAUCAAAGCAGCUGGCAUAGCGGACUCCUACCACCCAGAUGAUCCUACCUUAUCCGUCCACACGAGCUACUUGCUACAGAUCUAUGCUGGCUUCUUCCUCGUCAACCUGCUCGUCCUACUCUUCUCUCUUGCUUGUCGUGUGUGGCACAACUCCAAGAUCAACUUUGUCUUCAUCUUCGAAUACGAUACCCGCCACUUUCUGGACUGGAGGCAGCUCGCCGAGCUGCCGUGUUGGUACUUUCUUUUCCUGGGUCUGGCUAUGCAGCUCAACUUCCAUCGUGUUGGCGGCGAAGCUUUGUACCUGUACUGGCCGGUCAUCUUGAUUGGUGUUUCUACUCUUGUCCUCGUCAAUCCCAUCCGAAUCUUCUACUACCGAAGCCGAAUGUGGUUGCUCUACUCGUUGUGGCGCCUCGUCCUUGCUGGCAUAUAUCCUGUUGAAUGGCGCGACUUCUACCUCGGCGACAUGUUCUGCUCCUUGACCUACAGCAUGAGUAACAUCGCGUUAUUCUCCUGUCUAUACGCUCGUGGCUGGGACGACCCUGCGCAAUGCAACUCUUCGCACUUGCGCACUAUGGGCUUCCUGUCAUGUCUACCGGGCAUCUGGCGUGCCCUGCAGUGUAUCCGGCGAUACUGGGAUACAGGUAACAAGUUCCCCCAUCUCCUCAAUUGCGGCAAGUACUUCGCCACAAUCAUCUUCUACAUGACCUUGAGCAUCUACCGCAUCAACAAGACCGGCCCGAACAAAGCGGUGUUCAUCACUUUCGCUACCAUCAACGCCAUCUACACGAGUUUCUGGGACAUCUACUACGAUUGGAGUCUUGGUGAUCCUCGUGCGAAGCAUCCGUUCCUUCGUAAAGAGCUGGGCUACAAGAAGGUAUGGUGGUACUAUGCGGCCAUGGUGAUCGACCCUAUCCUGCGUUUCAACUGGGUACUCUACACCAUCAUUCCACUCCAGCUGCAGCAUUCGGGCAAGACUGCCUUCUGUGCUGCGCUCGGUGAGAUCUUCCGGCGAGGUAUAUGGUCCGUCUUCCGUGUCGAGAACGAGCACUGCACCAACGUCGGCCGCUUCCGAGCCAGUCGAGACGUCCCCCUGCCCUAUGAGCUUCCUCCCAGCCCCGAGACACAAUCUCUUGCCGCGGAUCAACGAGGCGACAGGAUCGACGAGGAGCAGCCAGCCCGCAAGCGCAGGUCUACAACUGCACCACCAGAUGGCCUCACUCCGCUCAGAUCCACGAGCGGCACAGACCUCGAGCGCUCUCGCUCCUCGGCACGCCAGCGUCGCGGCUUCCCCCAGGCCGAAGACGAGUUCCGCCCCUCCCCGCUCCAACGCGCCUUUACCCAUGUCGGCGACAUCUUCCGCGACGCGCACGCCCAGGACUUUGAGCGCAAGAAGAAGCCCGAGCUCGGCCGCGAUCCGCGCGACGACAAGCUGAACGACGGCGAUUCGACCGACGAAUCCGACGGCGACGAGGGCCCGGGCGACAACUCCGGCGUCGCGAGCGCAGGCGACGAAGGCGACGGCAGCGACAAGAGCGACGACGACGACGACGUUGUUGACGACGUCGAGGAAAGCGCUGUUUCUCGCAUCAGAGAGGAUCUCAGAGUUGGCAUGACAGGCGCCGGUGAGGGCUCGUCUGGACAUUAA